AUGACUGCAGUGAGUGAAUUAUUUGGUUGGUUUGAAAGACAUCAAAGUAAUUUAAAAGCCAUACACAUAGAAAACACAAAUGUGAUCAUAUCAUUAGAAAGCAUGAAGAAAACAAUGAAAUCGGAACGAACGACGGGUAUUUUUUUUAGCAAGUUGACUGAAAAAUAUUUGUCACCUAGUUCUUUAGUUGAUCCUCUUCUCUGCAUCCAUUUUAUACUUGUCUAAUAUUUUUAUACGUCUCCAUUCUAUGAUAUUAUCAAUGUUCUACGUUAUUUCUCAGCUUUCUCACAUACACUACUUGACAAAAGUAUCCUCCCC
Molecule: messenger RNA, 318 nt
Organism: Rotaria sordida
Lineage: Eukaryota; Metazoa; Rotifera; Eurotatoria; Philodinida; Philodinidae
Source: the annotation of a GenBank genome assembly